Messenger RNA from Erpetoichthys calabaricus (reedfish), 2912 nucleotides. It is a transcript of the gene cdhr5-rs, whose product is annotated as cadherin-related family member 5, related sequence. The transcript has 15 exons. Gene Ontology annotation, cellular component: membrane. The record is from RefSeq and is a predicted model, not a curated record. Gene Ontology annotation, biological process: homophilic cell-cell adhesion. Lineage: Eukaryota; Metazoa; Chordata; Cladistia; Polypteriformes; Polypteridae. The coding region runs from base 102 to 2708 and encodes 868 amino acids. Gene Ontology annotation, molecular function: calcium ion binding.
AGCAGACAGUGAACCGCAUACAUCUGCAACGGUGGUUUUAUCCCAGUACACAGGAAGGAAAGCUGUCACACAACAAAGCCAUUUUAAAAUACUUAAAGUACAUGAAACUGCAUUUCCUUGAUUGUGGGAUUUUAAAAUUCCUGCCUUUGAGAGGAACAAAGAGAAAUCCUUCCAUUGACAUUAAUCCCGACAGUAUGCUAAGACUUUGGAGGAUCCUUCUUUGCCAACUGACAGCAAGUAUAUCCUACCACAUUGGAAAAGCCAGCCUGUGUUUUGGAGGCUCUGACAUUAUAGCUGCAAUUAGAGAAAACAGUCCACAUGGAGUUUUUAUUGCAAACAUCACUAUAGCAGGAGAACCCAGGGCCAGCAGCAUUCGUCUGUGUAUAACUGGGGAAAAUUCUAAUUGGUUUUACUUGGAAGGAAGAACAAUAAGACUGAAUUCUUCUUCAACACGUAUCUUGGAUCAUGAGGUGCAGGGCUCUGUGUUAGCUGCUUCUUUGUCUUGCUAUGAAGACAACUCAAUUCAGACCACAUACAGAAUAAUGGUGGAGAUCCUUAAUGAAAAUGACAACAAACCUGAAUUUCUUCAGCAGACAAUUCAACCUGUUAAUAUCAGUGAGCUGACUCCAGUAAACACGAUUGUAUUUACAGUAAAGGCUAGAGAUCGAGAUGAAGAUACAAUUGCGUAUAUCAUUGACAGAUCAUAUCCUGAUGCCAUCUACUUUAGGAUUGACCUUCCAAACAGUGGCAGGGUUGUCUUGGCAAAGCCUUUGGACUAUGAAACGAAAACAAAUCUGGAAAUCGUCAUUUUUGCUGUGGAAAUGAAUACCGAAGAGAAGCAAAACACAUCGGCCCUUAUUAAAAUCAGAGUUCUGGAUGGAGAUGAUCAAUAUCCACAGUUUCUACCCUGUGCCCUCUUGUCACAUGACCAGACCAGAGUCAUCUGUGCAAAUCCAAUUUACACGGUGAAUGUUACAGAAAAGACACAAACUGGCGUUUUACAUUUUUCCCCUGGUCCAAUUCAUGCAGUGGAUGGUGAUAAAGGCAUAAUGGAUUCAGUAAUAUAUACAAUUCUGUCAGGUGCAGACAAUGGCCGAUUCAGAAUAAACAAUAAGACUGGAGACAUUAUAAUGACAAAACCAGUAGAAAAUCGUUUACUGACUCCCAACUUUCGACUUCGAGUUAUGGCUUCUCAAGUAAAUGAUCCAAACAAAUAUGCGGUGGCCACUGCUCUAAUCAGAGUGCUAGCUGUAAAUCACUAUGCACCCCAUUUUAACUUAUCCACAUAUAAGGGAUUUAUAAAUGAAAACCCGAGCAGUGCAGCAUUUGUGUCUACUUAUGGAAGUGUGGUUCUGCUAGUACAAGCACUUGACUUGGAUUUUAGAGAUGGUCUAAAUCCCAAGAUACAGUACUCCCUAAAACCAAAAUUCAACAACUCCAGGCUUUAUCAAGUCACUCAAGAAGGUCUUAUAAUAGCCAAAGCCAAUCAGCUACGAGCUAAUGAGAAACAUUAUUUAGAGGUUUAUGCUGUAGAUCAAGAAUCAGGGGAAAUGGCAAAGACUACGGUUGAAAUUAAUGUUCUGCAUAUAGGACAAAAAGUUCCUGCAGAUCCAUACAGAGCUGACCAUUUCUACAACCUAAUAGACGUGGGUAUUCUGGGAGGAAGUCUGGGAGCAGGGCUGCUUCUUCUUGGUAUUGCUAUGUUUGCUGUUGUGCGCACGUUGAGAAAAAGGCGGCAGUAUCAGAAUGCCACUGACAGGGCCUCUGUGGCUGUGGAAAAGCAUCCAAAUGUGAGCUUAAGAUGGUUUCAGCUGGUUAACCCUGGAAGAUCUCUACCGCUUGUUGAGGAGAUCUCUUACCAAAAUGAAGGAUACAGUAACUUAGGUGAAGAAGACGUUAUUUCAAAUAUUAGCGACAAACCAGGGGUCGUCACUAACAAUAAUGAGAAAACAGGCAUGCCAUCAUAUAACAUGGAGAAAGCUGCAAUAGAAAAUGACUAUGAAAAAAUUGUUUUGCGUAAAGUGCAAGAGGUGCCUUCCCAAGAUUGUGAAAAUGCAUCACUACCUAUACAAUUCAAUGAAAAAACUGCAGAAAAAUCAAGUUACAAAUCUGUGUGGUUUGAGGACGAAGUAAUACCUGAAACAGGAAAUAUCACCGAAAAGACAAAGAUCAUUGAAGGCAGUUCAGAGCAAGGAAAUAUAAAUGACAGCAUGACUGGUGAACUGUUAGAUGGUCAGAAAUACAUCACUUCUCCAUUACCUUGUGAUCCAAGUAAUAAAGAAGCUUCCGUAAACAUGAGUGUGAAAGAAACAAAUGAUAAAUUAGAAAUAAAGGAGCCAAACUGUGUGAUGGGCCACUUUGUAGAAGGCGAAGAAGACGAUGAUGAGGAGUCACAAAACCCCUAUGAAAGCAUAUAUGCAGAAAUCAGUGAUACAGACAGUGAAGAUGUUGCUAUAAUCAGAGAGCCGGAUACUGACCAAAAUGAUAUCAGUGAAUCACAGUAUUCACAGCCAUCACAAACUAACAGAAGCUCAGAAAUGAGUAAUAAUGGUGGCUCCAUGGUGGAGGGCCAGACGUCGGUCACCAUUCAGCCACCAGCAUCUACAGUUGAGCUUCAGACAAGAGACAAAGAGAAAGAGACGCUGGACUCUCAUUUGCAGCCUCAAAUGGGAUUGCUUUUUUAUGUUGAAGAUUCAAUGGAGUUUUAACGGCUACUGUUUAAGUCUAAUGACAAAAGGCCAAAAGAAUAUAUGCAAUACACUGUAUAACACAUAUAUAAACAUACAUUAUAAAUUUAUGAGUUAGUUUGAUAAAUUUAUUGUAAAAAUCAAUUAGCUGGUGAUUAAUUUCAUUAAACAAAAUAGUUACUUUUAGUAACCUCUAAUCAGUUUUUCACUGUUAUUAAUGAAGUG